AUGGCAUAUUCAGCUUUGCUCUGGUUGUGCACAGCAACGCUCCGCAAGCGUCGCCUUGCAUUGCUCUUUUGUAUUUGGCGUUCCGCCUGCAAUGGAGCGACAUCACUGUGGCUGUCCACUGGAAUUUCGGUGAAGCAUCGCUUUGCAUUGCUAUUGCUCGUUUGGCAAAGCUUACAACAGCGCACAACCACGCAGCUCGCCAUUGUAACGACAAUGCAUCGGUUCAACAUGUCGAGCUUUCGAUUGCUGCGCUCUGCUUUCUCGGCACUGCACUGGCAUGCUCUGCAUUGCUGGGAUAGAGAUGGCAUUUCACUCCCCAGCCACGGCCUUGCGCUGCAGGACUUCGACAGCCAUUUCUGGUUUUGCUUUUUUCGAAUGCUCGCACCGCACAGCAUAAGGCACCGCCGUGCCCUGGACGAGGCCUGCUGCAAUGAGGGCAUCGCUUUGCUUCGAAACGUCAUCGGCAUCGCUUUGCCCACCCCAGCAUCGCUUGUUGGCUUCGGGCAGCAGCUCUUAUUCAUUUACCUGUACACCAACAUCGACUUCUUCGGCCACCAAAAACUGCCCUGCAUUGCAAGCCUUCCUGUGACUCGCUCUGUCACGGCACGAGACUGCACCUACUUCUUUGUGGAGCUUUCGCAUGUCGAAGCCUUUCUCUCGAGCUUUUGCUUCGCAUCGCACUCUUCUUUUUCUUCGCAUCGCACCGCACCGCACAGCAUGGCCGGUGCCACUGUCGACGCACUGCGCGACCUCAUGGCGGCUGAGCGCCGAGAUCGCUUGGCGGCACUGCGCCAGCUGGGUGCUACCAAGAUGGCUGAGCUUGAGGCCGACCUUCACGAGGCAAGGAUCACCUUGUUUGGUCCCUUGCCCUCCUCUGCACCGCCACCGCCUUUGCACACGGUGCCCAGCACCGCACCGCCCAGCACCACACCGCCCAGCACCACACCGCCACUGCCCCGCAAGACACCGCCCAUGGUCAAGGCGGCGCCUACAAAAUCGGCGGCAGCACCGCCCCCGACCUCCCAGCCGGCCCCUCCGCCCGAGCCCAGCCCUCCCCCUGCACCGCCCAUGUUUCAGGGGGCUCCCCCAAAGCCGGAACAGAGUCGCGAGCGCAAGCAGCACCGCGACGCAAAGCCCCGCAAAGGCACCCCCGCACAGCAAGAGAAGUUUGUCCUGGGGCAGCCGCCAAUCCCUGAGGAGGAUGACAGCACUGCAUUGCCCGCCCCUGCCCCGCACAAGCCGACGCGGAACAAGGCGGGCAAGAACUGGGCUGACGUCGCAGAGGAGGAGAUCACAGAUGCAUGGCACGACUCCUCUGCAUCGUCCAGCUCCGCAGCGCCUUCCACAGCCCCCCGCCCAGCAACCCCGCGCCGGAACCGCAGCACAUCGCCUUCACCAGCUGCCGGGAAGGGUCCCGGCAAGGGCAAGCAAGGCCGCGAUGCAUCGCCCGGCCCAGCAUAUGUGGAUCCUACAUGGCAAUCCGCACCGCCUGGCGUGCCACCGCCCCACGUGCCGGCCGUGGACCCAUGGGCCUACUACAAAGGCUAUGGCAAAGCACAGGCCUGGUACCCGCCGCCCGCCUUUGCCUGCGGCUGGGCUGCCCCGCCCGGCCCUCCCCCGCACGGGCCCCCACCGCAAAGCCCUGCACCGGCCGAGCAAGGCCCCGCACCGCCCGGCACCUUCCCGCAAAGCUUCUGGGUCAUGACAGAGGUCAAGUGGUACACUGCCGGCGACGGUCCAGGCGGCCAGCUUACAGAUUGCCCAAAACGGGCCGUGUCGUUUGCGCAGUUGCCUGCGACGCACCGCAUUGCCGGUUCCGCAGACAACUUCGAUCGUUGCUGUGCCUUUGGCUCGGCACUUGCAUCUUUCUUGGAAGAUGCCAAAGCCUUGCCCUGCAGACGCCGUUGGUCGGCAUCGCUUCAAGCCUCGCCUGGCUUGCCUACCGUGACCGCGGACACCGCACCGCCUUUUCCAAUUCGGCUCCCCGCAGCCAGUGCCGAUGACUCUGCGCCACAGGCCACCACGGAAGCUCUGCCCAGCACACUUGAUUACUCUUUCCAGGAGCACCUGGACGAAGCUUUUCAGGCCCUGCCGGGCGAGGUGGCCCCGACUCAGCCAGACAGCCCACCAGACAUCGAGACAGUGCAUCCGGAUUUUGACUCCCAUAUCUCGGUUUCAUCCGAUGAAUUUCUGCAUGGCACCGCCGAAGAAAUACCCGCUCCAGCAAGUGUGCUACAUCUCCUGGCCGCGUCUAGCAAAAGCCCGGCCCUUCCAAUCCAAGAACGCAAACUUAGAGCCAAAGCACAGUCGCAUGGCUCCCUGCCUACGGUGGCGGACCUAGCAGUGCCUCCCGCCACAGCCAAAGCAUCGCCAUGCAGAGUCAUUGCAUACCCCCAUAGGCAACAUUCUCUUGAAGCCUUUCGGAUACCAGGGGCCCCCAAGCGCUCCCGAUCGCCUCCUCCUCUGCACCUUGGGGGCUUGCCGCCUCCGCCGCCCAAGAGCAAGCCAACCAGCCUCCGAGCACCGCAGACAACAAGCACAGCAUCCAGUGCGUGCCCCGGCCCGGCGGCCCCGGUCACCACACACAUUCCCUCCGCCCCGUCACUUGAGGUCAGGAUGCAACAGUGUGGCACACACUGGUCCCAGCUGCUCUUGCGACUCGGCGUGGCCUCCCUGCUCCUGCAAUCUCUCCUGCCUUCCAAGGAGUCAUCUCAACACAUGCUCGCAGUCAUCCGCAAAUUCGCCCCGGGUACCCUGGAGCGUUACCUCCGCAUUGCAUCGCAGUUCAUGGGCUUUCUUGAUAGCAUGGGGAUUCAAUUCGCACAAGUGUCCCUUGCGGCGGUUUUGGACUACCUUGCCGCAGCUCGAGCAUCGCAUAAGCAGGACCUCGAAAUCCAUCGCAUAAGCGCAAGCUCAGCGAUCAAAGCACUGCGUUGGUUCUACAAACAUGCGCAAUGGAACGCCUUAUCCAUCCACAUGCACAGCCCAGUUAUAUCUGCCUACGCAACGCAAAGCACAUCCAAAGAUAGGAGAGAAGCGCUGCCCAUACCCUGGGCCCUUGUCGCCGCCUGGGAGCGACAUGUCUGCAACGCAUCGACCCCUCUUUGCACUGCAUUGGUCUUGGGCGCAGCUCUCCUUGCAAUUCACGCUUGCCUUCGGUUCGGUGACCUCCAGAGAGUGGACUUCGCAUCGCUUUCUUUAACGUCCACCGCUUUGCUUGGGGUGUGUUUUGCGACAAAGACCACUUCACAGGGGCAACCCUUCGCUGUGACCAUUGCGGGCCUCACCGGCCGAGAUCUGUCGUCGUGCUGGACACUGCAUUGGUUGUCUGCCCUGCACCGCGCAUGCACACCAUUCAAAGACAGUGAGGGUGAUCCCGACUUCCUCUGGGUCAAUACAGCCAUGGACAGCCACGCAUUGCAAGAACUUGCCCCUGCGUCUUACUGCACAGCAGUGCUUUGUCUCCGCUGGGCCGCCACCCUGCCGUGGGAGGCGACGCAGACCGGCCUCACGCCGGCCGAAGCGCAGCAAUUGACGUUGCGUAGCAUGAAAAGUACACUUCUCGCGGCAGCCGCACAGCGCCGCCUUCGCAAAGACAUGAGACUGUCAGCUGGCCAUCAUAGGGACAGCGCUGCCCUCUACAGCAGAAAUGAUACGUUCGAUAGUCUCGACGCUCAACACAGCAUUGCCGUCGCCAUGAGUGAGGGCUGGCGCCCCAGCCGCAGCGUGGCCAGAGGCGGCCAGGCUCCCAUACCGGAGCCCCCUUUCGCGCUGCCCAGCACUCCCCCCUUGCAAGCCCUGCAUAGCAAGGACCUCCUCUCAGGCCCAUGGUCCGUCUUUACAACUCGCCACGAGGCACUGCAUUCGCUUCACCAGCACACAGAGCCAUCACAUGCAAUGCAAGGCACCUCACAACACUUACCGCCGUCGGCUGCUGAGGAAGAUCCCAUAGAACAAUUCUCUCCGGAUGAUCACAUCUCGGAUUGUUCGGACGUGGAAGCGGCCAUGGUGCGGCGCGCCGCAUUGCGCCGCACGCAAAGCUCGUCAUCCGAAGCGGAGGUUUCUUCUGUGUCCUCCUCCAACGCGUCUGCCGUUGCAGACCAACACGACUUGCCACUCUUCGCUUGCACAGGCCCCCCCGCCUCCGUUCUGCAGACGCAAAGCCUGCGUGUCUCGGUCAUGACGUGCGCCCUGGCCUGUUUUCGGCCUCGCUCUGCCGUGUUUUGUCUCUUUGACUCCAUGCAAGUCCCCGCUCCGCUCAGCAACGCGGUUCAAACAUUGGGGAUUUUGUGGAUCCCUGACUUCGCUUUCGCAUAUUCCAGCAUAUCCGAACUUGAUGUUCUUUGCUCCGCAGAGCACCAGCAAGUGUGGGAUGACAUGGAAGUGUCGGACCCCCUACACAGCCCUGCAAUGGCCAGGCUCCGCCGAGCGCUUCAGCGCGCCAAAGCCAUCACGGAAGCAUCCGAUGCUGCCGCGCCACCUGUACCGUCCUCAGGCACUGCACCCACACAGCUCAACGCCUGGGCUGAACACGCGCCGCCGCGCCUGGAUUCCAACAGCAUCGCACAGCUCGUCAAAGACUUUCACCGCAACUAUCCAGGGGAACACCUGGACGGCGACGCAAUGCCUAGCGUUCGCCUCCUCAGCAUCGUUCAUCGCUGGUUCUCCCCAGGCAGCAGCGUCAGCUGGGUACCGUGGCAGCUCCGCCUGUCCGAGAGACAGUACCAAGAGAUCAUUGAAAGCCGCACAACACGCACGCUCCGCUCUGAG
Symbiodinium sp. CCMP2456 is the source of this 4770-nucleotide messenger RNA. The record is from the annotation of a GenBank genome assembly. Lineage: Eukaryota; Dinophyceae; Suessiales; Symbiodiniaceae.